Molecule: messenger RNA, 3087 nt
Organism: Colletotrichum truncatum
Lineage: Eukaryota; Fungi; Ascomycota; Sordariomycetes; Glomerellales; Glomerellaceae
Product: beta-galactosidase
Biological process (GO): carbohydrate metabolic process
Cellular component (GO): vacuole
Molecular function (GO): beta-galactosidase activity
Source: RefSeq, a predicted model, not a curated record
AUGGCCAAAACAUACCGGUUUGUUAUUUGGCUUGCGAUAUUGUGCCAUGUCGCAGCCGCCCUUUCGAAACUACCGCCUCAAAGCGGACUAUCUAUACGUCAGGAAAACAACUCGACGAGCUUACAAGACCUUGUUUCAUGGGAUGAGUAUACUAUCAAAGCCCGCGGCGAGAGGAUAAUCUUUUUUUCGGGGGAGGUGCACCCGUUUCGUUUGCCAUCUCCUGGGCUCUGGCUGGAUGUCUUUCAAAAGAUUCGGGCUAUGGGAUUCACAGGCGUGUCAUUCUACGUUAUGUGGGGUCUCCUGGAGGGGGAACCCGGCCAGUUUCGGGCUGAUGGCGUUUUUGCUCUGGAAGAGUUCUUCAAGGCAGCAUCUGAAGCGGGCAUCUACCUGCUGGCGCGACCAGGCCCAUACAUCAACGCGGAAGUGUCGGGGGGCGGGUUUCCCGGUUGGCUUCAGCGCAGCCGCUCCCCAAUUCGAACGAGUGCUCCUGAAUUUAUCAACGCAACUCAAACAUAUCUGAACAGAAUCGGCAAGAUAAUUAGCGAAGCCCAAAUCACUAACGGCGGGCCUAUCAUUCUCGUUCAGCCUGAGAACGAGUAUUCAAUCUGUUCCGAUUAUAGCUCUCCAGCGACCAUGAUUGCAUGUUUGGACAAGGAGUAUAUGGCAAAUGUUCAGUCCCAACUUCGAGCGGCUGGUGUGGUAGUUCCGUUUCUUAACAAUGAUGGUAUACCAAUCGGCAACUUCGCACCGGGGACUGGCAUUGGCGAGGUUGACAUAUUCGGUGUAGAUGAUUACCCGUUUCAGUGGGGUUCUGGCUGUGUAAAUCCUUCAGACUGGGGUCGAGACGGGCGCAGCCACUCUCUUUUGCGCAUGAUCAACUUCACAAAGCACAUGGCGUGGGAUCCGAACGGCCCAUUCGCAGUGCCCGAGUUUCAAGCCGCAUCGGCCGAUCCAUGGGGAGGCGCUGGAGUGGACAGCUGCUCCGCGCUCAUCAACCAUGAAUUUUCAAGGGUAUUUAACAAGAUAAUGUUUGGGAUGCGAGUAAGCGUCUUAAAUCUUUACAUGAUGUUUGGGGGGACAAACUGGGGCAACCUCGGGCAUCAAGGGGGAUACACCUCUUACGAUGGCGGUAGUCCUAUUGACGAGAACCGACAGGUCAUUCGUGAGAAAUACAGUGAGUUAAAGCUUCAGGCCAACUUCCUCCGAUCAUCUCCCACCUGGUCCGUAGCCCAGCCAGCCAACGGUAGUUAUGGGGUAUACACCGACACGGACGCCCUGGUCGUCACGCCGCUUUUUGCGCAGCCUUCAGGAGCCUUUUACGUGGUAGGGCAUGCCGCAUAUGCCUCUCAAGAUGUAGUAAGCUACAGGCUAAGAGUUAGCACUCAAGAGGGCAACUUCACCCUUCCGCUGCUUGGUGGCAAUCUGACCUUGAACGGCCGCGAUUCCAAGAUUCACGUGGCAGACUAUCCCAUCGGCAGCACCAAACUGAUUUACUCUACGGCAGAGGUUUUCUCUUGGACACGCCUUACUUCCAAAACAGUAGUGAUUCUUUACGGGGGUUCCAAUGGAUUACAUGAGUUUGCAGUUCCAUCGUCCCAUGGUUGCCCCAAAAUUAUUGGUGGAGUCGGCAUAAGGUGCAAAAUUAUCAAUUCGCUUGCUGUUAUUCAGUGGGAAGUUCAAGAAGUCCGCAGAGUUGCCCACUUCGCUUCGGGCGUCGAAAUACACUUGCUGUGGAGAAACGAAGCAUACCAAUACUGGACCUUGGACCUUCCUCUCCCGGAACCAAUUGGUCGCUACCCCUCUGCCUCUCGGCUGAAUUCUACAAACGCAACUGUGAUUGUCAAAGCAGGGAAUCUCAUCCGGUCAGCUUCUAGCUCAGGAGAGGCUUUAUAUCUAUCAGGAGACGUCAACGCGACAACCGAAAUCGAGGUCAUUGCUGCUCCCUUCAACCCCACGCAAACUUUCUUCAAUGGCAAAGAGUUCAAAACUACUCAGCAAGCCAAUUGGACAGCCAAGGGAACAGUCGAAUACAACAAGCCGAGUUUUACGUUGCCAGAGCUUUCCUCUUUAGAGUGGCGAUAUAUCGACUCGCUGCCUGAGGUCCAGCCGAAUUAUGAUGACAGUCGUUGGGUCCCAUGUUCUAUCACCCACACGAACAACACACGGAAUCUCACUACACCAACAUCGCUUUAUUCGGGUGACUAUGGCUUUCAAGCUGGAUCUCUCCUUUACCGUGGAAAUUUCAAAGCGACAGGUGCUGAAACUGCCUUCUUCCUUUCAGCGCAAGGUGGUAAUGCCUUCGGUCACUCUGUAUGGCUUAACAACACCUACCUGGGAUCAUGGACAGGCAAUGCUUCCAACGCCUCAUAUGAACAGACCUUUAACUUCCCCUGGACCCUAAAGGAAGGGCAAGCUUAUGUUCUUACGGUUUUGAUUGACCAUAUGGGACUGCACGGAAACUGGGAAGCGGACGGCCAAGGAAUGAGAGAGCCACGAGGAAUACUCAACUAUGAUAUUUCAGGCUUUCCUGACAAAUCUGAAGUUACAUGGAAGAUCACGGGCAACUUCGGGGGCGAGCAAUACGUCGAUCACAGCAGAGGUCCUCUAAACGAAGGAUCCAUGUAUGCCGAGCGGAACGGUUUCCAUCUUCCUGGCGCCCCUACAUCUAAAUGGAUUAUUAAAAGCCCUUUUGAAGGCCUAAAUGAGUCGGGCAUCGGACUCUUCGCCACAAAUCUAAACCUCGACAUGCCGGAAGGAUACGACAUACCCCUUAGUUUAGUUGUGGACAAAGGGAUCAACACUAGUAGAGCCACUGCCACCAGUUUUCGACUUCAGCUUUUCGUCAACGGAUGGCAAAUCGGCAAGUAUGUGAAUAAUAUCGGACCACAGUAUCGCUUCGUGGUCCCUGAGGGUAUAAUGAAUUACAACGGCGACAAUUACAUAGCAUUGACUCUGUGGUCCUUGGAGAAAACGGGUGCUCGUCUUGAAUCUCUGGCUAUUGAAGCUGAUGCUGAGGUCCUGAAUGGAUACAAAAAGCCUGCUUUGGUUCGAGGCAAUGCUUACAAGGAGCGAGGUCUGGCCUAUUGA